CUUUUGUCUCGCUUGGACGGUGGUGGGGUGCUUCGAGCAGCUGGCAGGAUCGACGGCCUUCCCCGCGUGACGCAACAAUUGGCACAAGGCCAGAGAUCCACAAUGAGACGAUGUGGGCCACCACUUCCGUCUCAACAUGGUGGUGACGAGAGUCCAGAAAGGUAAUUCAACGGAAGGCUGCGUCCUUUAUUUUCAGAAGGAUCUCCAGCUACUCAUAGCUGCCGUUUACUUCAUACUAUUUUUGGCAGCUUCGAUACGGAUAGAUACCGAGCGACAAUGCGCAGCCUGGGCGAUCCAGAUGCCGCAGCCUUGGUUGUUAGUGCGAAACCCAACCUCACUCCCCUCUCCUCCCCUGCCGACUUCACCCACGCGGUACUAGGCGGCGGCGUAGUCGGCCUCGCCGUAGCCCAAACCCUGGCCCGCCAGCACCCCAUCAGCUCUACCCUCCUCCUCGAACGCCACACCUCGGUUGGCACCGAGACCUCCUCUCGCAACAGCGAGGUCAUCCACGCGGGCAUCUACUACGGCUCGUCCACAGUCAAGGCGGAGCUCUGCAUCCGCGGCAAGGCCCUCCUCUACGCCCUCUGCGAGUCCCACUCGAUCCCGCACCGCCGCACGGGCAAGUGGAUCGUAGCGCAGACCGACGCCCAGCUCGCGGCGCUGCGGCAGAUCCACGCCCUCUGCACCGGUGAGCUGGGCGUCCCCGUGCACUGGGUCGGGCGCGAGGAGGCUUCGCGCCGGGAGCCUGCCGUUCGCGCCGAACGGGGCGUCCUCGAGAGCCCGACGACAGGCAUCAUCGACAGCCACGCGCUGAUGAUGUGUCUGUUGGGGCUGUUCGAGGACGCCGGCGGGACGCUGGCGGUCGGGAGCGCGGUGGAAGGCGUGACGCCGCUGGGCGGAAACGGGAGCCGGGGAUGGGAGUUGACGGUGAGGGACGUGGCUAGCGGCAAAGUAUCGACCGUGACGGCCGAGACGAUUGUCAAUUCGGCUGGGCUGGGUGCGGUGGCGGUGCAUAAUAUGAUUGUGCCGCCUGAACGGAGGAGGGAGAUGUUCUAUGCCAAGGGAAACUACUUCUCGUAUGCGGCAUCGAGUCCCAAGGUGAGCACGUUAAUCUAUCCCGCGCCGGAGCCUGGCCAUGGCGGGUUGGGAACGCACUUGACGCUGGAUUUGGGCGGGCGCAUCAAGUUCGGGCCCGAUGUUGAGUGGGUCGACUCUCCCGACGACCUCACCGUGAACGGGUCGCGGUUGGAGCAGACGGUGAAGGAGGUGAAGAAGUAUCUACCUGGACUCGACGAGACACAGCUGCAGCCCGAUUAUGCCGGGAUACGGCCCAAGCUGGGGAAACAGGGUGCAGUGGCACAUGGCAAAGGGUUCGUGGAUUUCGUUAUCCAGAAGGAGGAGGGAUAUCAUGGGUGGAUCAACCUGCUGAACAUCGAAAGUCCCGGUCUAACGAGUUGCCUGGCCAUAGCAGAAAAGGUAGAGAAGCUUUUGUAUACAUAG
Molecule: messenger RNA, 1500 nt
Organism: Parathielavia appendiculata
Lineage: Eukaryota; Fungi; Ascomycota; Sordariomycetes; Sordariales; Chaetomiaceae
Product: FAD dependent oxidoreductase
Exons: 2
Coding region: 277-1500 (407 amino acids)
Molecular function (GO): (S)-2-hydroxyglutarate dehydrogenase activity
Source: RefSeq, a predicted model, not a curated record